AUGCCUUUCACCAAGCUGGUCAAGAACUCCGCGUACUAUAGUCGCUACCAGACUAAGUACAAGCGCCGUCGUUCCGGAAAGACCGAUUACUACGCCAGAAAGCGUCUUAUCACCCAAGCCAAGAACAAGUACAAUGCGCCAAAAUACCGUCUCGUUGUCCGAUUCACCAACCGUGAUAUCGUCAUGCAAAUCGUUACCUCCGAAAUCACUGGUGACAAGGUUUUCUGCGCCGCAUACUCCCACGAGCUCAAGGCCUAUGGCAUUGAGCACGGUCUUACCAACUGGGCCGCCGCAUACUGCACUGGUCUCCUCAUCGCCCGUCGUGUCUUGAAGAAGCUCGGUAUGGAUGAGGAUUUCACCGGUGUUGAGGAGGCUGAUGGAGAGUACCAACUCACCGAGGCUGCUGGCGAUGCGCAGAGACGUCCAUUCAAGGCUUUCCUUGAUGUUGGUCUUCACCGCACUUCCACUGGUGCCCGUAUCUUCGGUGCCAUGAAGGGUGCUUCCGAUGGUGGUAUCCUCGUUCCUCACUCCGAGAACCGUUUCCCAGGUUACGAUAUCGAAAGCAAGGAGCUCGAUGCCGAGACUCUCCGCAAAUACAUCUACGGUGGACACGUUGCUGAGUACAUGGAGACCCUCGCCGAUGACGAUGAGGAGCGUUACAAGUCCCAAUUCCAAGGUUACAUUGAUGAUGAAAUAGAGGCCGAUGGAUUGGAGGAGUUGUACCAAGAGGCCCACAAGGCUAUCCGUGAGGACCCAUUCAAGAAGGUUGAGGGAGGAGAGAAAAAGUCCAAGGACGAGUACAAACAGGAGUCUUUGAAGUUCAAGGGACGCAAGAUGACCAAGGACGAGAAGCGCGAGAGAGUCAAGGCCAAGAUUGCCGAAUUGAAGUAA
Molecule: messenger RNA, 891 nt
Organism: Botrytis deweyae
Lineage: Eukaryota; Fungi; Ascomycota; Leotiomycetes; Helotiales; Sclerotiniaceae
Exons: 3
Coding region: 1-891 (296 amino acids)
Biological process (GO): ribosomal large subunit assembly; translation
Cellular component (GO): ribosome; cytosolic large ribosomal subunit
Molecular function (GO): 5S rRNA binding; structural constituent of ribosome
Source: RefSeq, a predicted model, not a curated record